This is a messenger RNA of Folsomia candida, 4951 nucleotides long. Its product is annotated as opioid-binding protein/cell adhesion molecule homolog. The transcript is spliced from 11 exons. Gene Ontology annotation, biological process: synapse organization. Lineage: Eukaryota; Metazoa; Arthropoda; Collembola; Entomobryomorpha; Isotomidae. Bases 2562 to 3638 code for a protein of 358 amino acids. The record is from RefSeq and is a predicted model, not a curated record. Gene Ontology annotation, cellular component: neuron projection membrane.
UACUUUCACCAGGAGAAAGAGUUUACGUAAGUACGGCUGCAUGCGAAUAUACCUAACUGGACGGAGCCCAGGCAAGUAAAACAGCCGUGUCUCUGACCUACCUGGUCGUAUUAGGAGAGUAAAUAUACGAACCAGUCCUAACACUAAUAUUCUAUUGCCUUCGUCCGGAAUUGAUUGAGCUGUAGGGCAUAUAACGAGGGCAAAAAUACGAAUGCAUCCUGUUCAAGACAAGGUCACGACUGAAAUUCUGCGGAAUCCCAACCUCUCUUUACUUAAUUCUGGGCUAAAAUAGCACUCUUCUGGAACAGGAGUUGAGUGCCACGGGGCAGAGAUUAGCCCUGUUUAUUUUAUGCUGGUGUGUAUGCAUGCGCUUGCAUAAAUAUUAAUAACUAUUAUUGCACUAUUCAUUAUUUAAUUUUGUCGUCCUUCGUCCCCUUUCAUCGUCACCUCGUCAUCGUCACCACCACCGCCGGGUGGAGAAUUCUAAUUUAACUAAAACUCUGUAUUCCUUACACACACAACAAAGAAGAAAGUCGUGUGAGACGAGAGAAAAGCUACUUUCUUUGCUGGGCACAAGGAACACGGGGAACUUUCACUCCCGGAUUCUCCAGGAGAAUUUCUCUUCGCGACGAGUAAGUGAGUUGAGUUGCGUUUGGUACAAAUUCACAAUGUCCCAAGUUUCCCAUCGCAUUACUCAGUUUGCUCUCAGCGGAACCGGUGUAAUCUUUCUCUCUCUCAAGCAAUCGGAACCUUGACCAGACCACUUUCCCCAACAAUCGGAGGAAGCAGGGAGAAAGUGAUAGAGAUAAAAAUACUUGUUUCCUUAAUUUGUUGUGGAAGGAUUAUAAGACUUUCUUUUAAAAAGUAUUACUUCCUUUUCCUGGUGUGAGACACGGUUUAAAAAUACAUUUUCGUAAGUGCGUUUACAUUUAAUGCGUGGAAUAUUUAAAGUUUAAAGACAAAGUGGAAUACAUUGUGUUAUAUAUUUUGAAUUACAAACAAUUAAAGCCGACACGUAUCUUGUGAAUAAUAUUAAAUCUAAACUUUCCAAAAUUCUCAUUUUCGUCGCAUAACAGCACCAACCGAGACUUCACUUCACCGGUUUUUGGUAACAAACUUGACACACAAACUCGUACAUAUUUGCAUUUUUUCGCAUGCAAUUCUUUCCCCACUGACCAAACUCAAGUGAAUAUUUCCAUCGCACACGCAAUUUUUUCCUACAUACGUACUUUAGAAGACCCCAGUGCGAGAGAGAAAGCAUUUCACGAGGUGUACAAUUUAGCAAUAUAUAUCGUGUUAAAAACGGGUGUUCCCUCCCCACCCCGUUAUUACACGAAGCAGAGAAAACAUAAAUAUAGGAUUAUCUCCAAACCAAAUAAAAAGAACGAAACACGGAUCGAAAUCGAAUCAAAUUAGCUCGAAAAAGAGGAUAAGAAGAAGACGACCAAGAAGAAAAGUUCGUGCCGAAGGUCGUGACUUGAAUUGAAGGCUUUGUUUCUCGGGUGGGAAAAUAAAUGUAAACUUGUUCCGGCAAGGAGCUCAAAAUACGAAUGAAAUUCAUGCCAAAAACAAAACUGGGUGCGAAUUAAUGAAUCGAUACAAGAAGAAAGAAAGUUCGGAUUAUCACGAUACGCGGAAAACAGAGCAAGUUUGUUAGGAGGAGAAAACGUAAGAAAAAAUAUUAAAGUUUUUCCCUCUUCGUACUAUCCCCAUUUACAAUUUGAUUAAGGGAAAAAAGUGUGAAAACUUGGUGGGACCGAGUGUGCCAUGUAGUGCCGCAAUUUGAUGUUAAUUUGCUCCAUGAAAUCUUCCAGACUGACACAAGUUUCUCACUUUGGUCUUCUUCAUCACUUGGCUUCCGCAGUAUCGUGAAGAACAAGUGGGAAAUAAAGGAGUAGAUUUGGUACGACUUACUUUACUUUCUCCCCGGCCUGGUGGUGCAUGUACUUAUUUUGGUGGACGGGACGGGUAGCUGCUGCUCUUCAUACUUGCUCACCCUAUUGUCUCCUUCUCUCAGUAAUGGUGGUGGUAGAGUAGUCGCAUGAUGUGAAUGAGGAGACAAAGGAAUCCAGAAGAUCAAGAAGAGGAAGAAGAAGAGGUUCUAAGAAUAAAAGUUUGUAACGGACCAGGAACAAGCAAACAAGGAAAAGGUGUCAAUUUACCAAGGACUUUACACCGUCUCGUGUGACAUUUGGAACAAGGUGAAAGUGAAGAGAUGAAGUGAAAGUAAUGGUGUCGAAAUAUUUCCUGGUUUGUUGAAAAUUUCUAAAAAAUAAAUAACUGCCAAUAUUUUAAAAACGAUACGUAUACCAAAUUGAUUAAUUAUUUUGUUCGAUAAACAAACAACAUGGAAAUAUUUACUCUGGGAAGGAACCGAAUCGUAUUUAUUUGAUACACAAUUCUGUGAAUGACACGUCUACGACGUAGAUUUUGAAGUGUGAAAAAAACAAGCUAGCCCGAAUUGAGUGCAAAUCAAAGCGAGAAAAGUGAAGUACUUUAAUUCAAGUCCUCUUAAGGGAGAGGAGUGUUUUUAGUCAAAUUUUCAAUAAGAGGAGGACACCAUGUCACAAACCAUACGAUUCUGGAGUAUUCCCUCAACCUGCUUUUUCCGCUGGAUUCUAAGCGUCCCAUACGUCCUUCUUCUCCUCAUCACGAAUCAAGGAAUGCUGCAUCACGUCCAGGGUCGUCAAAUAAGGGAGAGCCAUAACCGUUUUGACCGCACGAAUGGGAAUCAUCACCCAACCUUGCAUCAAGGCCACCACUCUCACGGCCACCAUUCCUCCCACGGGAAUCUCCACUCCAUUCACAAUAUCGCCAAUCCCCACCAGUACACGAGCUACGAGGAGUUCCAGAGGGCCAUGGAAAACCCUUUUGAUACUAAUACUGGAUCAAAUAUUACCGUACCUUUGGGCGACACGGCGUUUCUGAGGUGCAAGGUGCGCAACUUGGGGGAGAGAUCGAUUUCUUGGAUUCGCAGAAGAGAUUGGCACAUAUUAUCCGCAGGCAAGCAAAUUUAUACAUCCGACGAGAGAUUCCAAGUCUUACAUUCGGACGGAUCUGACGAAUGGACGUUACAGGUCAAAUUUGUGCAAAAGCGUGAUAAUGGGACUUACGAAUGUCAGGUAUCGACAGGGACUGGCGUGGCGUCGUACAACGUUCAUCUCGUCGUCGCUGUCCCGGAAGCUUUUAUCCUGGGCAACGGAGAGUACCACGUCGAACAGGGCAGCACCAUCAACCUCGUCUGCAUCAUUGAAAAGAGUCCGAAGCCACCUUCGUUCGUAUUUUGGUACCACAACGAAAGAAUGAUCAACUUUGGAGCUAGUCAAGAAUUGAGCAUUCACACCGAGCCUGGAACGGGCAAGACGCAUUCCAGAUUAAUUAUCAGAGGGGCUCAAUUAAAAGAUUCGGGAAAUUUUACAUGUCAACCGGCGAACGCAGAGUCUGCCUCGAUCCAAGUCUAUGUGUCACAAGCAUCCGGAUUAUUCACUGGAGACCAAACCGCUGCAAUUCAGCAUCACAAUACGGCAAGUUCUGCAGUGCCGAUGAUGGUGCUGCCAUGGCCGGUACUGCAUUUCGUGCCCUUAAUCGUCCCCUUCAUCCAAGAAGUCGACAGGUUCAUUUUGCAGUUUCUUCACUAAAAUACAAUGGUAAGACUGCCCACCACCACACCGCCACCACAAUUCCCACUAAUACUCGACGCAAGUCACGACGGGUAUUGAAAUUCAGGUGGAAAUCUCCCCAAAAAACAAGAAUGUAUCAACUUUUCAUAAAUAGAUGAGGAAAUUUUAGACAAGAUAUUAUCAAUAAUAAAAUAAGAUAGCUAUGUAUUACAUCUUCCUACAUACAUACCUGUGAAUGUAAGUACAUCUUGUUGAGCUGGGCUUGCUUUUCUCGUCGCAUUUUAUGGAAAAGCAACGUACCGCACCAUUUUCAUGGACAAAGUUUUUACUGCAUUGUUCAAAAUACUGAUUCCCAGUGGUGGUUAAUAUAUUUACACAUUUACUUGAAUCAUAAAUGUAAUAAUAAGGGAAUGAAAAAGUGAAAGUUGUAAUUUUUCUGGUUGGAAAAGUGUUACCUGGCUGACCAUGCAUUUGUAAUAUUGCACAAUCGUACAUACAUAAAUCCAUAUAUUUAGUAAUUCUACCCAUUUAUGCAUGUCUCAUGUACAAAUAAGUAUGUAUUUAAAUACGAUAAUUAACUUUCUAAAUUAAAUAAGUAUAUACACUUCGACACCAUCAUUUAAGUCUUAAUUAAUUAUUAACCAUCAUUAAAAAUAAGUAAGUUAUUUAACAUAAAAUAAUUCACUUUAAUAAAUACUUAAUACCGAUAGGUUUUACUCUAAUCAAAUCCACUCAAGACUUCCUGAAUUAUUCUUGUAAAACGUAUGCAAAAAUGUGAAUGUGUGCCCAAUCUAUUUCCAACAAUUUACCUAUUUCAACCUGAAUAUUUAUCUCAAUGUUUGCAUGUCAUCUCAUAUGAAACUAAACAUAGAAAUUAUUCGUAAAAAAUAUUUAGUAAUAAAAAUUCUACUUGUAAAACGUCGUGCUAAAUAUUUGCUAUAUCAUGCUUCACACGGCAGGAUAACAAAUUAUGUGUAAACGUAAUAACUUGUAAAAAGUAUUUACAUAAUUUAGAUAAAGAUGUAGCUCUGUGAAAAAAAAUCUUCAUAAGGUAGAAAGUUAAGUUAUACACAGUUAGUUAAAUCCUAAAUAAUUAAAAGUAUAAUUAAUUAAUUAAAUAUGCAUAGUGUAUACCGUAAAAAAUUUGAAUUCUUAUGUAAAAGUAACGUUAUAAUUACUUAUUAUCGUAAUUAUCAUCCUUAUUUUAUUAUUGCGACCAUGUAACGCAGAGCAAAAUCUAAAUCCAACAACUGUCUAUUCUUCUUCCGGAAAGUUAUGAAUUGAUUGAUGAAAAAAUUUUUAAUAAAAAUAAAUGUGAAAGUUUUCCUAAA